UUUAUUUAUAAAGGCAAGACGACACUAGAUUCGAUAUGUGCUUAUCGUAUUAACUUAGGUGACUGUCCAUUAGAAGUCCUAGAUAUUUGGCAAAAUCAACAGGUUUCUAGAAUCUUCUCCAUAAAAGAGAUCGUGCUCGUCGCGUUGUCGGGCGAUGUCGAUUCGACGUCUUUAGCUUGGAAAGCGCUCUGUUCGUCUCGGCGACCUUCUAAGAGCUUGGCAGCUAGAUUAAAACUUGGAUCACGCAACGCACGUUUGCCGAUUUUGGAAGAGGCCCCUCCAAUAAUUAUUUGUUCUUCGAUUUCGAAGUCUGGCCGGAUGCGAACUCGCACGUUUGGGCUAAAGUUCGAAGCCGUGUGUGAAACUGAUCGAGAGUUUCCCUUGAUUCUUGCACAGCCUUUCGAAAUGAGUACACCCCGUAGCGUCUGUUUUUCUGCGGUUCGAAAUGGGCAAGUAAUUUCGCUUUGGCAAUGUCAUAGUCUUUGUCUUCGCCAGUGUCAGGCAGUUGUUUAAAGAUUUCGCGCACUCUGGCUUGCGCCAGCUUGGUAUAGCAGCAAGGUUCGUUGUCGUUUGGUAUCCGUAACGCCACUAGCCAGGAGAAACAUGCCAAAGUCUGCGACCAAUUUUUCCAACGUGGAGCGAGGCUCGCUCCAAGUUCAGCGUCGGGGUUAACUCGGGCAUUGGGCGAAUAGGUAUACUGAAUGUGCCAUGCUGAUUGUUAGAUUGUUAGAUUGUUCCUCUUCUUCGUGAUCACUGGCCAUAAAUAUAAUAUAAAUAUAUUUCCAUGUGGGGAUGAGCCGAUUAAUUGGCUUUCAGAGCUGAUAAUCGGACAAUUUUUAAUAAGCUGCUACACUAAUACGAUUAUUUGGUAUUAUCGGCCACCGAUUAAUCUAAUCGGCAAUUUCAGCAAUCGGCUCACCCCUAAUGCCUAGCAAUAGCAGGAGUCAGACUACGAUUUAUGGAUUGUUGACAUGGAAGAGAUUAUUUCGCUGGCCUCAAAGUGACAAAACGUAACAAAGCAACGGUUUUACUAAUACUAACCCUACUACAAACACCAACUCUAACCAUGAUCCUAAUCCUAACCGUAAUCUAACCCUGCUCCAAAUUUGUUUCUAACCCAAUCUUGAAGAAAAAAGUUUUGACGAAAUGUCAUUCUGAGGUCAGCGAAAUAGUUGAUGCCUGUUAACAUGAAGAGAAUUAGCCUUUCUCACGCCGCCAUUUUUGGGUGGCCUUUCAGCCGAAGUCCACAUAACAACGACUUUUUAUAAUUUUUUUGGACGAAUAAUGGUAAAUUUGCUUAGUUUGUAAAUGUUAGUUUAUUUUGAAAAAUUGCUUUUCACAUUGUUUAAUUGUCUGCAUUGGUUAACGAGAAUUAGAUGCCACCCAAAAAUAUAUUCGUCAUCGUGAGAAAGGCUAAUUAGACAAAAUAAUUGUUUAAUUUAACCUGAAAAUAAUUUUCACACAUUGAGCAGCAUUUUGUACAACCUAGUACCCAGGCUAUUUUCUCUUAUGCUUUGGUGCCACGGCUACCUGCUGAGACCCUGGAUACGAGUGUGCAUUUUGGGCUGAAAACUUUUAACCGUGCGCAACAGAAUAGCAUGUUGGGUUUGUACAGUGGGCACCAGUGUUCAGUUCAUUUCAAUGAAAAUCUGACACAGUGAGAUUCCGCCAUCUACAUGUAGCACUGCAACGGCAUAAUGAAAAAUAUUCUAUCCUGUGCAGGAUACAAAAUUCAGUGACAACUGUGUGUGACUGAAGCUUGGGAUAAAACUAGAAUAUAUAGGAUAUCGCUAGAAGUAACGGCUCUCUCGAGGCCAGAAUGUGACUAGUUACCAUUAUUAUUUAUCAAUUUUUGCAACUAAUUACAGUUACUAGUUACCUUCCCAAAAAAGUAACUACAGUACAUGUACAGCAGAUACCGUUACUAAAAAAUGUAACAAUUACAUGUAACUAGUUACUUGCAACAAAGUUACUCACAGCACUGGUUACCAGGCUUAUAGCCAGAAGGGCGUCCCCCUAGAACAAAAAAUGGACGCCUUUGGACGCCCAAAUUUUGGGAAAUUAUUUUCAAUGAUUUCCUAAGUAUAUUAUUAUAUCUGAAACGAAAUAGCUUCAAUUCUCAUUAUUAUUAUACAUUUGACAUUUUGAUCAAUCUGACUGAAUGAAAAUGUCGUAGUUAAGUAAAGAAGCAUAGCGGCACAAACUCACAAAGCUAAGUGUGUAGAUGUAUCGUCGUACCAAAAUUGGACGCCCUCUUUUAGGACCCUGGCUAAAAGCCUGCUGGUUAUUGUUAAUUGUAACAUAUUAAUCCCUUUUAAUUACUUGUUUAUUUAGAGCCAUAUACCUCUGUUUGUCAAUCGGUUAGAUUCUGUGGAGACCAUCAUUCCAUAUGAAUACAGCAGGUUUGUUAAAAAUGAAACUAAACAAAAAAUUUCAACAAAAUUUCAUAGUUACUACUGUCCCCCCAUUUCUUUGGAGCUUGCCUAGUAUGCAGAUCUACACAAUACUGUAUGACAUACAGGUAUUGUGCUAUGCCUUUAAUUGGGCGUUUAUAUUGGUAUUACAGUAGAAACCAUGGAUCUUGAUACUUGUCAGCCCAAAACAGUAUGUUUGAUGUUUCAACUGAAUACACUUCGUUAGGAUAGUACAGUUCAAGAUGGUUUCCAUCUGUUUCUGGUGUUAAAUAUGACUGUGUACAGUACAAGUAGAAUUUUAAAACUAUCUUGGUUGUGCAUCCCCUUGUGAAUUUCCAGUAUCCCUGAUUUGAAAAUGUUGAAAUCAUCUGAUGGUUAGCAAACUUUCUGUGAUGUAUGAAAUUUUCAUGGCAGUUGUUGUUGUUUACAUAUCAGUGAUCCCUCUCGUAUUUCUAUACACUCAUGUUGGAUGAUGCUUGCUGGCUUUUUGCAACUUACAGUUUUAUUUGGGUCAAUUUCAUCCCAAAACAUACAGUAGUUUUUGUGCAAAUGUAUGAAAGAUCACUUUAGAAUUUUAAUUUUUUUUUUAGAUUUGAUUUUUGUUCUCCUAGUAAUCAGGAUUAUGCUCCGUCCGAAAAUCUUGGACAGGUACAUUAUAGAAUUGUUAAUUGUAUUGUACGAUUGUAUGGUAGUUAAAUAAUGAAUGAGAUUAUUUGAAGAAGAUGCAUGAUUGUAUAUUCAAUUCAUGCAGUAAUACUAAUAUACUUUUUUUAAACCUUCAAUAUGAGAGCCUGGCCUUCCUUGCCAAACACAGUUCAAAUUCAGGCCGAUGUACAGUACUGACUUUUUCAGUACAGCAUAGCUAAGAUAAGAUAAGAUAAACACUUUAUUUAUACACGCUGACCCCGUCAACCGAAGCUGAUUUCCACGAGGGGUGUGUGCAAAAAUAGAAAAAAAUCCAUAAAGAAUGAUAUUAAGAGUUACUUGCAAAAUACUGAAUUAUUUACAUGAUACGAACGUUAUUAGAAUAUUUACAGGCUCAACAAUUUACUUGUUACUCUAUGUCAAUGAUGUCAGCAGCGAUUUUAUUUCAAAAGGAAGAAAGAGUUUUGCUUUCCCUAAUUUCCUUUGGAAUAAAUUCCAAAGGUAUGCUCCGUCAUACAUGAAACUAUAUUUCAUAUUGUUAGUACGCGGAUUUGGUAAACUAAGACCACUUGAAAUUUCCCGAAGAUUGUAAUUUGUUUUCUCACUUUCGAGCAUGCCAAGUAUCUAAGGAAAGAUAUGAUAACAUACACUUACUACAGCUCGAACAGUCUGUGUCAGUGUUGGUAGUGCCAGAAAUAAGAAAGUUUUGGAUUGAUAGGAAUACAACUACAAUACCUGAAAAAUACAAGGAACACUUUGAUGUUUCAAGUGAAGGCCCUUGAACGGGAAGUUAUACUGGAACCAAUUUAGUCUAGUAACUUCCCGAUGAAGGGCCUUCGCUUGAAACAUCAAAGUCCUCAUUGUAUUUUUCAGGUAUUAGUUGUAUCCCUGUCAAUAUGAAGCUUACUUUCUACAGCUUCUCUGUGUUUACCUGAAAAUCCUUCAGACAAUCUUUGUUGGCAUCAUCAAUCCAUUUUAUCUCUGCUGUAUUAUGUUUAUUGUUCACAGAUGACAGAUAUUUGGAUAAAAUGCUCCCAAUGCUCAAAUUACUAAAAUUAAUAGAAACAUUUACAUGUUUUGACCACUGAUUUACUACUUGCAGCGAGCCUCAUCUUCUAAUGCUUCGAAAACCUGAUAAACGCUCGGAAAACAUUUUUAUUUCUUUCUAAAUACAGAGAUAAAAUACAAAUUAUUAUACAUGAUUGUACAACAGAGAAGGAGGAAACGUGAUUGGAUGAACCUAGUUUAGAAAAUCGUAUAUCAACGUCAAUAAUUAAACAUAUGCCAACUUAGUUGUAGAACAUACAACCCCGUACAGCAUUUCUGAAGCAUUCUUAACAGGUCCAAUGUAAACAAAUCCUAAAAUUAUUUUGAAUUUAUUUAGCUGUGCCUAAAAAUAAUUGCAUCAAACAUUUCCUCAGGCUCAGUAGUACUGUACCUGUAGGCUGUAGCUAUUUUUUGUUGUGUCUGAAAUUCUUGUCUCUUUUCAUAUUAUCUUAAAUUCUUGUCUCUUUUUUCAUAGGUUGUCUUUGGUGAACGAAUUCAACCAUCAGCCUAUAAUGUAAUUGUGAAAACAUAAGUUUGCUCUUUUAAUCCACCAAGUUCUCUUUAGUCCCAAGCAAUAAGCAACAAAACAUACUGUAAAUAAGUGAUCGAUUUAAAAGACGACCAAUCGUGUGCAUAACAUUCUUCAAUGUAAAGAACUGUUUUCAGCGGAAAUUGCAUCAAGUGUAAAAGGCCUUCAAUUCCUGUAAAAUUUCCCUUCGACUCUUAAGGGUUCAAUUUCUCCAUUUUUUUGUGCAGUGCAAUGGUGGUUUCAGUUAAGAGGAGAAAUAUUGUUAUAAUUAUAUUUCUUUUCAGAUAACAUUUAAAGAUGAUAAAUGUGACAAAGCAUGUGGUAAGGUAUAUAGUAAAGAGGAUGUCAAGGGUGAAAAACUGAACUUCAUUAAAAAUGGAAUAAGAUUAAACUACCAGCACCACUG
Molecule: messenger RNA, 5041 nt
Organism: Paramuricea clavata
Lineage: Eukaryota; Metazoa; Cnidaria; Anthozoa; Malacalcyonacea; Plexauridae
Source: the annotation of a GenBank genome assembly